Messenger RNA from Corticium candelabrum, 15953 nucleotides. RefSeq lists its product as uncharacterized. NCBI's taxonomy places the organism in Eukaryota, Metazoa, Porifera, Homoscleromorpha, Homosclerophorida, Plakinidae. The record is from RefSeq and is a predicted model, not a curated record. The coding region runs from base 1 to 15765 and encodes 5254 amino acids. The transcript has 8 exons.
AUGAGAAAGAGACUUGUUCAAGUUGUGUUACUUCUUUUUGGGUCACUCCUUGCGGAUGGAGCAACAAAAGAGUGGUCGAGCUUAGCAACAUCAGGGCAGUUACGAUGGUCAGAUGCCUCAAAUUGGGUCAACAACAAAAUUCCUGAAACUGAAGACAUCGUUCAAGUUACUGUGGAUGGUUCAUACACUGUCAUCGCUGACAAAGAUGUGGCCAUUAACACUCUUAUAAUCGGUUCUGGAUCCUCAAAUAUCCGAUUGACUAUUGGCACUGGAAUUAGCUACAAUGUUAGUGGAUUAGCAAUCAUCCUGUGCCCUUCUGUGACAAUUCUUGGUAAUUUGAUUGUGGAUACUCUUCAGUGGUCUGGCAAGUAUUUGGAUGGAAGUACAAACAUAGGAUCAUCAUUAACAAAUGGCCAAUUAACUAUAAGCUCGUUGCUUGUAGUAGAGCGUGGUUUGUAUCGUCAGAAAUAUCUAAGAGAUGUCACUGUUAAGAACAAGAACAAUUUGACAAUUGACACAUCAAUGAACAGCAAUGAUUGCUAUUUGUAUUGCCAGUACUGUACAGUUAUAAAUGAGAAGAAUGCCACCUUCUUAUCCAAUAAAGUUAGGAUGAAUUUGAAUGGUCGGCCUUCACAGUCAGAUGGUGAUGGAUUUGGUGCUGGAAUUAUCAACCAAGGUCAUCUCAUCAUCACAUCUAGCAGGUCAUCCUCAUACAGAUACUGGUACUGGGACAUUCGUAACUCAGGAACUGUAAAAGUGUUGUCAGGGUAUUAUGGAACCAGUUCCUACGUUUACUUCUACAAUCGGAUAAUCAAUAAUGGAUUAUUUCAAGUGUACAUGAGUUACGUUUACUUUCAGAGCAAUUCAUGGCUUCAGCCUUCCAAUGGUUCAUGGGAGAUCUACGGUUUUCCAUUUCGUUACCAGAAUGCACCCAGACCACAGGGAGAGGGAUAUCAGUGGCAAUGGAAAGAGUACCUACGUGAUGUUUACCAGAAUAAAAGUGCAGAUCUAUGGGAUCCAAAUUAUAUCCCAAGCAUAUAUCUUCGACACAUGACAAGUGGACGGGAUCUACACUUCAACAAACUGACAAUGUUUGGGCGUGUCUUAUUUCGGACAAAUAGUAUACGAGCAACGACUAUCUAUUUCUCAAGUGGCUUUCGUCUUGGAAAACUAGGAGAGAUGCAGUUGCAACGGUACUCAUCAAGUUCUAACAACAACAAUGACAACAAUAAACUUGUAAUCGGUAAAUCAGGAUCAGGAUACUUUGAUGUGAACUUGGCAACUAUUGGAAGUGGAUGGAGUGUAGAGAUAGGUUCUGGAAGUCGAGUGACUACAUACAGACGACUUGUUGUCCAAGAAGGAGCACAGUUUAUUGUUCAACCAGGACCAGGUCAUGUCAAUUUCAUGAAGUAUGUUGUAGUUAAAAGUACAGGAACUUUGACAGUCUCUGGUCGUACCAAAACUACUAUCAAUGGCAUUAUGUCCAUUCAAGGAAUGUUGAACAUCUCAAAUAGUAAUGUCAAAGUCACUACUACUGGUGAGCUUCAGUUCACUCAUGGCUCAAUUGUUGGCCAACCAGCUCAUUUGUACAUCCACAAACAUGCAACCAUCAACGGAGAUUUUGGAAAAACAAUAGAUGGCGUUACAGUCCAUGUUGAAAAGUCAAAUGAAAUCACAAGUUGUGUGAUUGCAGAAUAUUUUCAGUAUCGUUUAAAUACGGACCUUACAUCAAGAAUCAACAGCGUUUACAACUUUCCUGGGACUGGAAGUAGUAGCUACUCCCUUCCUCCAGAGUUUGAUGAUCCUGCAACAGAACCGAACACCGUUCAAUUUUUAGAUAGUCUCGAUCGUACAAAUGAACAAUAUGGCAGUAGUCCCAUUGCUGUAACUUCGACAUUUGAUUGGUUUGACACCAGCUCUGUAUCGUCUUUUACAUACCGUUAUGCAUUCAGGUUGUGGACAUUACUCCAGAUAGAUGACCAAGGAUCGUAUACAUUCUUCAUUGACAGUGCUCAUGGCAUGCGAGUUCGCCUGUGGCUGAAUGACAAAGUUGUUUUUACUGGAAAUCGGGGGCGCCACUUGAUCUCUGGAAAAGAAAAGGCUGGAUCGUUUACCUUGCAGACAGGUCUCCAUCGACUUCGACUGGAUGUUAUUCAAGAAAGCUCUUUUUGGAGACUUGAAAAUGCUCUAAUUGUGACAUAUACUGGUCCUUCAUUCAGUGAGAGACAACUCUCUCAAAACAAAUUAUUUCUAAGCAGAACAUUUAGAAAUGCUAGUAAGCAAUAUGCCAAUCCCAAAUUUAAUACUUCCAAGUUUCUUCCAUCUGAAAGUGUUCUGAAGGUUGCAGGUAAAGGUUUCCUUUUUGCAAAAAAUGGGGCAUCUCUCAUCAUUGGCAAAACUGGUGUCCUGGAAGUCAUUGACGAUAUAACCUGGUUCUCUCAUUCACCAUUUGGUUCUAAGUUCAACGUUAUCAAUUCCGGUAAAGUAAUUAAAACCGGUCACGGUGGUGUAGCAACAUUUUUUGCAAAUUACACUCACAAUGGUGGAGCUCUGAUAUCCAAAUACGGGUUCUUAGAGUUCAAAGAUGCAGCCAAAGAGAGUCAAUCAGUCCUUUGGAAUAAUCCUGCUGGUGGAAGCUGGUUUGAUGCAAACAAUUGGCUACCACCCAAAGUACCAUCUUCUACUGACGUCGUACGUAUUACAUUAGAAGGAACAUUUCCUGUUAUCAUUCCUGGUCACAAGAAUGUUACUAUUCUAUCCUUGACUCUUGGUUUUCCUUCUAGCUUUCCUGAACUUGUUGUUGGUCACUUUGCUAAACUGACAGUCACUGAUCGACUGGAUCUGUAUGCCAAAGUAAUGACCAUUAAUGGAAUAGUGUUAGCCCAGUAUGUCUCAUGGGCCGGAGAGAAGAUACGUGGUAGCACAUUCGCUGGUGAGAUCAUAGCAAAAGGCAAUUUUGUAAUAGUCAAAGGAGCAUAUAAUUCUAAGUAUCUAUCACACGUAAAUAUCACAGCCUGGAAUGGCCUUACUAUCGACUUAAGUUUAGACAACUACAACAACUACUUGUACUGUGAUAACUGCUUUCUCAUAAAUGAGUCACCAUCUACCAUGCUGGCAAACAUGAUGCAGUGGUCUGUGCAAAGCGAAGGGUCAACUAUGUCAAACGAGUUUCACAUUGGUCUCAUUAAUCGUGGCUUGUUUGUCUAUGAACUUCACCACUGCUGCAAUGCACGUUUUUACUGGGACAUUCUUAACUAUGGAGAGAUCAAGAUUGUUAACAAGGGGUAUCGAAACUCUUACACAUUUUUCAUGUAUGGAACUUUUGUAAAUAACAACUUGACCCAAGUAUAUGCAACUAACUUACAGUUUCAAAACAGUAGAUCUUUUCCUCAGACCAGCAAUGGAACAUGGAUUAUGUAUGGGCAGCCAGUGAGAUAUCAGAACGCUCCUCCUCCUGUAGGGCAAAAUCAGCCAGGUAGCUGGAAAGAAUUCCUAGCUGAUUUUUACCAGAAUGCCUCAGAUCCAACCACUGCACUGUGGGAUCCUAGAUACAAAAUUUCCAUUUUCAUUCGUUAUGCAUACUUUUCAUCUAGUUCUCCAGGGGUUUAUAGCUUCAAUAAACUUGUAACUUAUGGUGCUGUUAAUUUCAGAACUGACAGAUGCAGAUAUGUAAAACUGCGUUUCAACCAAGGCCUGUAUAUGGGAGAACAAGGAAAACUCAAUGUGCAACAGUCCUCUCCUGAUGCAAGUUGGAAUGUACUAGAAGUUGGUGACAAUGCUGGGAUGACAGUAGGAGAUGCUUACAUUCAUAAUGGUUGGAAUGUGACCAUUGGAAAGAGAUCACAUGCCACGGUUUACCGCUACAUAACAGUUUAUGAAAAUGGUAGUCUCAUAUCAAAUAAAGACUCAGUAUUAACAUUCCACGAUUAUGUCAUUGGGCACUUGUCAUCUGUUUUUGAUUUUGCUGGUAGCACAGUCACCUGUUUUUCGAAUUUCUUUUCUAACGGAGUUGUUGAAAUUGGAACAGGAAUAUUAAAGAUCUAUGGUGUUUGGAGUAUGUCUAAAGGUCAGGUGACAGGAUCUGGAGGCACUAUCUACCUUCUUGGAGGUUGGAAUGUAACCAGUGACUACGAUAAGACUCUGAAGAGUGUAAACAUUGUGCUUGAGUUACCUACAGAUUACUCUCAGACCAGAAACGGCAUUAUUGCCGAUUAUUUCCAGUAUCGUGUUGAUACUGACAGAACAUCAAGACUCUCUAGUUUGACUAAUUUCCUUCAAAUUGCAUACUUUGAUUCGUUAGCGGCAAUACCAAAUGUUGAGAGGAUUGAGCCAACAAUUCAGCACUUUCCAAAACAGUAUGGCACAGGUCCACUUUAUGUUCCACCAACUGGAGGCAAUCCAGACAUUAAUGAUCCUCGUUCUUUCACUUAUUAUUACGCAGCAAGACUGUGGACUUUCCUAAGAGUAGACGCAUCGGGUAAUUAUACUUUUUAUUUUGUACCUGGUUACAGUCUCAGACUUCGUCUUUGGAUUGAUGACCACCUGAAAGAAGCUGGCACUAAGCAAUAUUUACCAUUUCCAUCACUGAUUUCGUCUGGUCCAUACCAUCUAACAAUUGGAUAUCACAAGAUCCGUCUUGAUUAUUUAGUUGCAUCUGCCUGGUGGUCAUCAACUGGCAGCACUCUGCUAGUCUACUAUUCUGGACCAGGUUUCAAAAAACAGCUCAUUCCUUCAAACAGGCUGUUUUACCAUGAUGGAUCAAACUAUGUGAAGCCUUCUUACCCUGUAGCCAUAACAAACAUUGCUUCAAUUUCUGGAGAUGGCAUCAUUCUGGCACAAAAUGCUGUCAAUGUCACAAUUUGUAGAAAAUGUGAAAUUCGUGUUUUGGAAGAUAUUUUGUGGUAUUCAGACAAAGAAUUUGGUGGAGUGACGAAGUUCAUCAACUUUGGUUUGUUUGUCAGAACAGGAAUGCCAGGGACAGCUGUUAUAUAUGGCAAGUAUGUUGCAGCCACACAAAGCAGUAGAAAAACUGUGACUGGAUUUCUUGAAUUUAAAGAUGCUAAAGAAGCUGGUGGAUUGGCUAUUUGGGUAAACCCUGAAGGUGGUGCAUGGACUGACCCUAAAAAUUGGAACCCCAAUCGUGUGCCUCGUUCUGAAGAUACAGUGCACAUCACUCAGACUGGUAGGUAUCAGGUAAUCAUCCCCAGCUACGCGAUAGUAAAUGUAACAUCAGUCUUGGUUGGCUCCAGACUGAGCUCAGCUGAGUUGGUUAUUCAACCGUUCAGCAAAGUUUACAUUCAAGAUAGGAUUGGAGUGCACACACAACACCUCACUCUCCAAGGCCUUUUGAAGACCAACAAGAUGACAUGGACAGGACAGUAUCUAGUUGGGUCUAACAAAUUUCCGGGAAUACUAACUGUUGAUUCAUCAAUGGUGAUUGCUAAAGGCAGUUAUAGUACCAAGCACCUACAAUAUGUAACAAUUCGAAGCAAUGGUAACUUUACAGUAGACAGUGCAUUUCACUCAAACACUGAUAAACUAUACUGCAUAAAUUGCCUGAUUUGCAACUAUGGCACAAUCUUGCUGUCUGGUGCAAGUUGGCAUCAAACUUUCAGCUUAAACUCACCGCGUCCAGACAGUUUUAAGUAUGGAAUAGCCAACUAUGGUGACGCUGUAGCUGAACUGCAGACACAACCAUCAUACAAUUCAUACUUCUAUUUCUACUGGGACAUUCUUAAUUAUGGCAACUGGUCAGUAAUUUGUAAGAGCUUGAGUAGUAGUAGCUGUACCUUUAAACAACACAGUCUCAUUACCAAUUAUGGCAGACUACGUUUCUACAUGACAUCUAUCCACAUUGAAAACUCUGGGAUGUCAGUUCAGUUGCUACAAACAAAUGGGACCUGGGAAAUGUUUGGCAAACCAUAUCGAGACAACAAUCUUGAGCAACCUCCUGGCUAUCAGAAACAAGGAGACUGGCAAGAGUACAUUGAUCAUGUGUAUAAGAACAUCAGCAUGGGAGUUUGGAAUGUAGAUUACCAGUAUCGUCUUUAUCUUAACACCUUGCAUAAUGUAAAGUUGUAUUUUAAUGAUUUUCGUGCUUAUGGUCGAAUCUUGAUACAAUCUUAUCAAUGCAGGCAAACUGAGCUAUAUUUUGAUACCAGACUUGAUCUCGGUUUUCAAACUGAUUUAAACUUGCGCAAAUAUUCAUCUUCCACAGAUGGAAAUCAUUUAAUUUGUGGAUCUAACAGUAUAGUGACUUGGCGACAAAACACAUUGGAGCAAGGAUGGAGUGUCAAUGUUGGAGAAAGCAGCAGCCUGACUUCAUCAGGUCGAAUUCUUAUUAAUGGGGGAGCCAGUUUGAAAGUUUCUACUGGCUCCUCUGUUUUUCUAAAAGAGUCACUAGUUUCCCUCGUGGGAUCUGAACUUCGACUGAUCGAAAGUCAAGUAGUUGUUACUGAUUGGUCUCACAAAGGAACAGCUUUACUUGAUUCAUCAACAGUUGAAGUGACUGGAAAACUUGAGUGGGAGCAAGGUUCACUGUCAUCAACAAGAAAAAGCCUAUUAAAAAUUCAACGCAUUUGCUUCAUCUACAGCAAUUUACUGAAAACACUUUCAGGCUUGAAUGUUUAUAUUGAAUCACCUAAACAAGGUGAGACAUUGGGUAUUGUCGCUGAGUACUUUCAAUAUCGAGUGGCAACAUCAACGACAACGCGUCUCAAUGGUUUAUAUUACUUUCCUGGUGAAACUUCUUCAACAUCUUCAUAUGUGCUGCCUACAAAUUUUGAUACACCUAGCACAAAAGCCAAUGUCAUGAGGAUUGAGUCAUCUCUGAAACGUGUACCUCAAUAUUAUGGCAAUGCUCCUCUUGUGUAUCUGUUAGACUCAAUAUCUUAUGAUUCAAACUCAGCAAAGUCGUUUACAUACAGAUAUGCAGCCAGGCUGUGGACUUACCUGAAGAUAGACAAAUCAGGCCAAUACACAUUCUAUUUUCAGACUGGUUAUGGUAUGCGUCUAAGGUUGUGGAUAGAUGACAAGAUAUAUAUUAGAACUCGUCAGUACCUCUAUUUCAGUCGGGAGGAAGAAUCAUCUGAGAUUACUCUUCAAGCUGGGUAUCACAAGUUGCGCAUAGACUACAUGCAACAAUCAUCAUAUUGGACGUCUCGUGGUGGUAUCAUGUUGGUGUCUUAUAAAGGUCCUGGUAUUAGCAAACAGACUAUUCCAGAUAAUAAACUGUUUGCCGUCCGAGUUAUCAAUGGAAGACCAACUGCAGCAGCUGUAAACUUGAAAUUGCUUACUAAUACAAAUGUGUGCAAAUCCAGUUUGUCAUUGUCAUCCCUGCUGGAUGAUUAUAGUGCAAGUGUUAGUCACAUGUCCAUAGAAGGUAAAGGAGAGUUGCUUACAGAGAACGGAGUAAACAUUACUAUUGGCAAAUCUGGAAUUCUCGAGUUAAAGACCGACACCGACUGGCCUAGGGCUCUCGGCCAACACACAAAAUUGAAAAUAGAAGGAAUGGUAGCCAAGAGCAACGGCACUGGCAAGAUCAACUUAAAUACAGAGUUUGAAAUACUGUCAUCAACAGGCUGUCUUAAAGCCAUUUCAGGAACAUUGGAGCUCGGUAUUACAAAAAUAAAGUAUAGCAGGAAUCGACUCUGUCUUCAUCAGGAAUAUUGUUGCUAUGGAAAGGUGGCAGUGGCCGAUGGGAAGACUCCAGCAAAUGGAAUAAAAGGUGCAUUGAUACCUAAUGUCAAUGAUGAUGUACGCAUUCAAUCACCCGUCACUGAUGAAAUUACACUGAACAGCCUUGUCACAGUAAAGACACUAGACAUAAGUGGAGCACGACUUGUUGUAAUGAGUUCCAGUUGCCUGACUGUCACUGAUCGCUUCAUUCAUUCAUCAGAACGACUUGACAUAUAUGGGGUAUUGUUGGUAAAAUCUUUCACUUGGUCAGGUCAGUACAUAUAUGGAUCAUCACAAAAUGAAGGGUUAGGUACGCUCGGUACAAUCACUAUCACUGACAAAAUGCUUAUACAGAAAGGUUCACAUAGGUACAAAACUUUUUAUGAUAUUGAUUUGUACUCUAUGAAAAAUUUGACUGUUGAACAAACAAUGGAGUCUUCUUCAAGCCUUACGUGCUCAAAUUGCAUUGUCAAUAUUGCCAGUGAUUCACUCUUUUUUCUUCCUGGUGUGAAUUUGUAUUCUGGAGGGACAAGCAAUCAGAGACCAACCCAAUCAGAUGGCUUCAGAUGGGGACUUAUCAACUAUGGCAAUAUCGUGAUGGCUAAUCAACGUUCACCAUCAUGGAGAUGGGACACAAGAAACUAUGGCAAUCUGACUAUUGUAUGUGUGUAUUACUCCAGCACAUAUUUGGUAUCUUUCUAUAACAAUCUGUUGUUCAACAAUGGAACAAUUACGUCAUACUCAUCCAGCUUGUAUUUCAGUAAUAAUGUCAAACUCAUGUCAAUUGAAGGCAGCCUACAAGUGUAUGGGGUUCCAGGCAUUUAUGCAUCAAAUUAUGAUAUCAUACCAGGUCAUCGUAAACCAUGGUUGUACAAAGAAUACAUACAUUAUGUGUAUGAAAAUCAUACAUACAUGCCAAUGAUUUGGGACUUAAAGCAAACUGUUUCAAUUAAAUUUCAGUCAUUCAACAAAAAAGAAGUAGUUGUUUCAAAUCUACGAACACAUGGAAAAAUAAAUAUGUACCUUUACAGUUGGCAACAAAGUCAGUUUGUGGUAUGUGAUAGCCUGUAUAUGUCUCCUGAAUCAAGCCUUCAGCUAGGACAAUAUGGAUCAUCUUCAUCCUAUGCCAACAACACCUUUGCAGUUGGAGAGAAUGCUACUGAAGUAGUGUUUGGGGAUGUUUCUAUCACAUCGCCAGGAUAUGCACUGCAAGUAAACUCUACGAAAGUGAAUGCCACCUUCAGACGAGUCAUUAUCAGCGGGAGCUUUUUUGUCAACAGCUUGUCCAUAACUGUGACUCGUGAGCUGCUGAUUGGGCCCAAUGGGACACUCAUGACUCAAAACGCCAUUUCUUCAAACACCGUCAAUACGAUUAGUCUUCAAAAUUUGCUAACAAUGGGACCUGCUGUGUUUAAGUCUGCUAAUGUCAUUGUAUUGGGCAAAUUCUUAUGGAAACAAAGUCAUAUUAAGGGUAAAAACACGUUAUUACAUAUUAAACGACUUGGUGAGAUAUCUGGACAUCAUGAGAAAAUUCUUGAUGGAAUUAAAAUGAUUGUCGGAGCUCCAACUAAGGUAUGCCCUAAGUUGGGAGUGAUAGCAGAGUAUUUUCAGUAUCGUGUUCCAACUGCAACUACUCCAAUAAUGAGUUCUAUCUACAGAUACUAUUAUCCUGGUAGUACUACAUCUAAUAACGUGUUGCCACAACAGUUUGAUAAUACGUCAGCAGUGCCCACCUACACAAAUAUAGAGUCUGGCAUCUCUCGCUUGUCUCAAAAUAAUGGUAAUGCCCCACUAGAUUUCAAUGAUUAUGAACCCCAUAACAUCAAUAUCAAUUCCCCUCUAUCUUUCACAUACAACUAUGCUGUAAGGUUGUUCACUUUUUUCAAGAUCAACCAGAGUGGGAACUACACAUUCUAUUUUAUCACUGGUUACGGUCAAGUUCGUCUUUGGAUUAAUGAUCAAGUCUAUUUCACUGGACGAAGGUACAAAAACUUUAUGGCAGAGCAGAAGACCCAAGACCUCUAUCUCAGUGUAGGCUUUCAUAAAUUACGAGUGGACAAUUUCAUUAUAUCUAAUUACUGGAACACACGUGGAAGUAUGUUGUAUGUCCUCUAUGAAGGCCCAGGAGUUUUCAAGCAGACAUUGCCUGAAAAUAAACAAUUUUAUUGCAAAGUUAAUGAUGCAACAGGUUUGAAUGAGUACGCUACUAGCAAUCCUGGAGAGUUAAGUUAUAUGAGCGUUGGUGGACAAGGUUUGAUUUUGUCUAGAAACAAGGCAUCAGUAACAGUAGAGCAGUCAGGCCACCUGGAUUUUGUGUCCAACACAGUGUGGUAUUCAUCUGGCAACUUUUUGUCUGUAUUCUAUAAUUAUGGUGUGAUAAGCAAAACAGGUCCAUUAGGGUCAGCCACUGUAUGUGGUUUGUACAAAAAUAAAGGUGGAACAUUGAUGCACAACAGUGGACAUGUUGAAUUCAAGCGUCCUUCUUCAGGAGGAUGUGGUUUUGUAUUUUGGAACAAUUCUGCAAAUGGGGCGUGGACCAAUCGUUACAACUGGAAUCCUGCACGUGUUCCUGAUGAGACUGAUUUGGUUUAUAUUACACUACCCGGUUCUCCCGUUGUUGUUAUUCCGACAGCAUACUAUGCUCGUGCCAACACUUUGAUUGUUGGUGGUGCUGACAGUAAUCCUCAGCUCAGAGUGGAAUUGUACAGCAAGCUAAACGUCACUAACCGCAUGGACAUAUUUUCGAAUACAUUGAUUGUGACAGGAACUGCAGAUGUGGGACAACUUACAUGGAGCGGCAAAACCAUUAAAUCUGGUUUAACUUCGCCAACUGAUUUUGGUGUAAUUACUGUCCACAAGAGUUUCAAUAUCAUCACAGGAGUAAAUACCAGCAAAUAUAUCAAUAACGUGCACAUCAUCAGCAAAGGAAAUCUGACUGUUGAUAUGUCUUUGUACCAGUAUAAUGUCAGUAUUUGGGGCUCAUUUUGCAAGCUGAGCAACUUGGGCUAUAUGUUGAUUGUUCCCAUUCCUCUUGAAGUCAGUGGUAAACAAGCUAUGUUAGAAAACAAUGGCACUUUAGCCGUAGAUAUGAGAACACGAUCAAUAUCGUGGUAUUGGGAUGUGGUCAACAAUGGAAAGUUUGUACUCUACUGUGCUCACUGUAUGCAAGGCAGUUCUUACUCUCUUCAUUUCUAUGGAAAAAUAAACAACAGGGCUGCAAUAAUUAGCUAUGGAACUGGGCUAAUCAUAUAUGGCACUAACUCAAGUAAUCAUUAUCUUGGAACAGUAGUUGUCAAAGGUGUUCCAUCAUGGAAGAGUGGAACCAACAACCCAUCUCUGCAAACAUAUGGGAAUUGGAGUGAGCAUGUCAAUGAGUUGUAUAAAGAACCUGUAUUGUGGGAUGUACGAUAUGAAACAAACGUGAACUUCUAUGUUCGUAGCCCUCACGGAUACAGGUUUGAUUCCUACAGGACAUACGGAAGAAUCAAUACAACAGUUAUCUACUUAACAAAACAAAGUAACACUCCUGUCUUGAUGUUUCAAAAAGAACUUUUUGCAUCAAAAGACUCAGUAUUCUAUUUGAAGUCAACAAUCUAUAAUGCACAAGUUGCAUUUGGAGAUGGAGCUACAGUAAGUGUGGAUUGUCUUCGUAUGCAAGGUAGAUGGGUCAUGAAUUUGACUGGCACAAAGUUUACAACUGCUAGAUAUGUAGCCUUAGAAUCCAACAGUCAUGUUGUAUCCAGUGGAUCAACUGCUGACCUCCAGGUGAAUGAGUUCAUGUCUCUACAACAAAGUGCCGUUGCUUCAUUGUCUCAUGUCAACAUAAACAUAAGAGACGUCUCGUUAGCUGGAAAGCUACACCUAAUAAAUGCCAAGGCAGAUGUCACAGGGAAAUUUGAAUGGACAGAUGGUACUUUGGAAGGAGAUGAAGGUCAAUUAAAUCUUUAUGGCGAAGGAGCUAUUUCUAGCGAUUUUGUAAAGACAAUGGAUGGAAUUACUAUAAAACUAGAAGCAAAGACAGCUGAAGUAGACUACUCCGGUGUUGUAGCUGAAUUUUUUCAAUAUCGAGUGGCUACUGCUGUGACUACUCAAAUAGAUAGCAUACGUUCCUAUUAUGCUCUUGGCUCAUCAAGUUCAUCUGGGUAUCUUCCUAAACAUUUUGAUAAUUUGACCUACACUCCCAAUGUUGUACGAAUUGACUCAUCUUUGACUCACCUCUCAACCAGGUGGGGAAAUGGUCCCAUCAAGUAUCUUACAUCUGGCUAUGGCGUUGACUAUUCAUCUCCUGAAUCAUUUACAUACAACUAUGCUGUUCGAUAUCUAACCUUCCUACACAUUGCCACUAGUGGCAUGUACAGAUUCUACUUUGUCACUGGAAGAGGUCGACUUCGUCUGUGGAUUGAUGAUCAAAAGCUAUUCGAAGGACGAUAUUACACUAGUUUUCUUGAAGAGCAACCAACUAGCUCUUACAGCCUAACUGCUGGAUAUCAUAAAUUACGUGUUGAUCUGAUUGUGGCACCCAGCUAUUGGGAUUCAUAUGGAAGCAUGGUUAUUGUCAAACUGGAAGGACCUGACAUUCCAAAGCAAAUUCUGUCAGCUCAGAACUUAACUUAUGCAUAUCGCAAUGGCUUAACUUGGGUAUACGCAAGUAAUCAUGUGCCUUAUAAUAAACCACGCAGUGUUCUGUCAUUUGCAGGAGAAGGAUUGGUUGUUGCUAAGUCAGGAUCUGUUCUUAAUGUCACGUCAUCGGGAAGUCUACAAAUUCUGGAUGAUGUCAUUUACUACUCACAUUCAGCACUAGGCGUCACUGCUCGAAUAAUCAAUUCUGGUGUUAUCAACAAGACUGGUGAUGCUGGUAUAGCCACAUUUUAUGCUGUUUAUGACAACCAAGGUGGUCAGCUGAUUGAGACUGUGGGAAACAUAGAAUUCUUAGAUGCCGACAAACAUGGUAGAGUAGCUUUGUGGAAUAAUCCUAAUGGUGGCAGUUUCCUAGAAGCAACAAACUGGAUUCCACCCAGAGUACCUCGAGCAGUCGACAUUGUCUAUGUCACUCUUGCUGGUACAUACAAAUUCAUAAUUACUAGUCCAAUCCCUAUUAAUGUGCAAUCUCUAAUCUUGGGUUCUUCAAAAAGCAAGCCAGAUGUAUUGAUUGAGCAUCUCACUACAUUGAUAGUCACUCAUCGUCUAGACAUUCACACUGAUCAAGUUGAACUGCAGGGAUCAAUAAUUACAAGUCAUUUUAGUUGGAGUGGAUCAGUCAUAAGAGGCACAGCUGAAAUAGAAAAAGCCUCUAUCACAGUCCAUCAGACAAUUGUUGUUCUCCGUGGAGACAACUCCAGCAAACAGCUCCAUAAGGUCAAUCUAAUUAAUCAUGGAAAUAUGACAAUUGACCAAACGAUGGCUAAUGGACAAAUUAACUGCCAAGACUGCCGACUAAUAAACAAACACCAAGCUCGCAUCGUUUCCUACAGUUGUAAUCUAUAUGGAUCUACAAAAGAAGAUUCUCCUGAUGACGAGGGGUUUGUGUAUGGUCUUAUUAACUACGGGGUAUUUUCUCAAAUAUGGGCUACCGACACAAAGACUGUUAGCUUAAAAUGGCACAUGAAAAACUAUGGACGCAUUGUUCUGCUUAACACUAAUUAUAACUCUGGACAUUCUUUUGUAUACGUACACCAUUUAAUCAAUAAUGGUGCUAUCGAAUCAUACAUGGUGUCUCUCUACCUCUAUUCUGCCACACUUCCUUCUGCAAAGGGAAGUUGGAGUAUUUCCAGCACUCCAGCCAGGCAGCAUGGACUAAAAGCCCCAUCCUGGAACUCAGAUGGAUACCAUGUUACAGCUCAAUACAACAGAUUCAUCCAUGACAUGUAUCAAAAUGCCACAUUGGAUGUUUACAGUCCAGGUGGGUUGUGGAAAUGUUGCUCUGUGUCACUUUACUUGAGAAAUGUUUAUCCCCCUUAUAUACGAUUUCAGUCACUGAAUACAUAUGGUUGGGUAAAUAUAUACCUUUCUUCCACUAGUUAUGGUUCAAGGGUAUACUUUGAUGGUACAACAAAACUGUCUGCAAAUACUGUGUUUAGAGCAGAUGGCUCAAGGACAAGAAAUAACACAAUAAUAUUUGGCAACAAAAGCAUAACACAGUUGGGGCUUCGGACAUAUUUGUCUGGUGGCUGGACAGUCUUGGUAAAAGAAAAUGCAACAUUAAUUUGUCUCGGUGAUGUGUCUCUUGCACACAAUUCAUAUGUCAAUAUCAGUAAAGGACCUGACAUUGUGGUUGCUGGACAACUGAUUGUUGAAGACUUUGCUCAUUUCAAUGUCCAUAGUCGGAGCAUCAUAGUUAAGGGAGAGUUCUAUGUGGCUUCUCAUAUCAACUUGACUAAUUCUCAAAUUUUCUCAGAAAGAAGGAUGCAUUGGACUAGAGGAGACAUUAUGGGAAAAUCUGGUCACGUGUUUGCUCAAGGAGGAGUGGACAUUUAUGAUCAGUACUUCAAGACUCUCAAUGGUGCCACUUUGUCUCUUGAUGCAAAACAGUGGCACUCAUCUUCAGGUGUUAUUGCCGAGUACUUCCAAUACCGUGUCCAGACGGAUAGAACUCCUCAACGAAGCUCUCUGUAUAGAUAUUAUUCCGAUUGCAAAACAUGCAGUAACUCCGUUCCACAGGCAUUUGACGACCCUAUGACUGCAUCAAAUGUAGCUCGAAUUGAAAAUAAUGUGAACCGCAAACCUCGACGAUACGGACACGGUCCUCUGAUGUAUGAUCAAUCGGGUCGUACUACUGACUACUCUUCGGCUGGAAGCUUUACAUACAACUACGCUGUUAGAUUCUCAGCGUUCUUCCAUGUUUGGUACGCUGGACUGCAUGACUUCUAUUUCCUAACUGGACGGCGACCAGUCCGCCUGUGGAUUGACGGUAGUAAGAGAUUCACUGGUAAAAGUUAUACAUCCUUCCUAGAAGAGCAGAAAACGAGUGUCAAUUUGAGUGAGGGAUAUCAUUUACUACGCAUUGACAACAUUCAGACAUCUGCAAGCUAUGAGGACAACUCGCUAAUUGUGUCAUACUCUUCCGCCUACACUACCAAACAACCUUUGUCAGAUCACAACCUUUACUACAAGAUUGUAGUAAACGGAUCUAUGCAGUAUGCCUCUCCUGCUUUCAAAAUACUCAAAGACUCAAGCGUUUGCUUAUUGAAUGACUCGCUCAAGGAUUUGCAGUCUUACAAUAUGGGUGUUAGCUAUGGUAUUAUCCGAGGCAGUGGUAUGUUCUUGCCUAUUAACGGCUCUGCAAUCUUUGUAGAGCAAACGGGAGUGCUAGAUCUUCAGUCAGACUUCAGCUGGCCGUAUGAUGCAUCCCUAGGUGACAGAACAUAUCUUAAAGUUUCCGGAUUGAUUGGAAAAUCAGAUGGAAUGGGAAAUGUCAGUCUCAAUUGCAUUUUUAACAAUGCCAGAGGAUGCAAAAAGAUAGAAAGUGGCUCUAUAGAUUUUGGAGUUGCAGGAACAACUAACCAUAUACCUCCCAUUACUCACUCUGUUAGCACAGUCGUACUUUCAGAGUCAACGCAUGCAACAUCAAAAAUGGAAUCUACAGAACGACAAAUGUCAACUGCAUUCACUCUUCCGUCUGAGUCAAAAUCUCAAGAAAGUAACCGUGAAGGUGGUCUCAGUCUGAGUGUUGUUGUUGGAGUACCAAUUGCAGCUGUUCUUCUAUUGAUUAUUGGGAUUGUUGUUACUUACAAGUUGGUCCAAGCCAGGAAAGGAAGUUCGUUACAGAGAAAUGAAAACGACAUCAUAAGUGGUGACACACAGCAGCACUUUGCUAAUCCUGUCUAUGAAGGCACGCAGCAGCAACCACUUAAUAGCAGUACACUUUGCACAUCAUCUCCAAACCAGAGUGCUAAUACGGACUCACAUAACUACGAGUCAGUUGAAUAUUUUCAAAAUGUUUUACAAGCAUCAAACAGUGAUAAACCACAGUAUGAGGUAGUUCUUGAAAGCUCACCAGCUGCUACAACUAUUGGAUACACCCGAUUGGGAGUUCACCACACACAAAAAAGUUUCAAACCAGAGCACCAGUAUCAUAAGCCCACAAAGUGAUCAUAAGUACUACGUAAAAAUGGUUUGUUACAAACAACUGCUGAAUGUAAUGUUGCCUUUCUUGUAGAUGUAUUAGUGUUAUAUGCCACACAGUUUUCAAAUCUUGUGUGCAUGGUAUGUCUUUCAUUUCAUGUUUCCUGUUUCUCCUGUAUCAAACGUAAAUUUGACAAUAAAUGUUACAACCUUGC